This is a messenger RNA of Myotis brandtii (Brandt's bat), 3883 nucleotides long. It is a transcript of the gene KIF21B, whose product is annotated as kinesin family member 21B. The coding region runs from base 1 to 3774 and encodes 1257 amino acids. Gene Ontology annotation, biological process: microtubule-based movement; mitotic spindle organization. The record is from RefSeq and is a predicted model, not a curated record. Gene Ontology annotation, molecular function: ATP binding; microtubule binding; microtubule motor activity. NCBI's taxonomy places the organism in Eukaryota, Metazoa, Chordata, Mammalia, Chiroptera, Vespertilionidae. The transcript is spliced from 27 exons.
AUGAGCUCCCCGCUGCUGGGAGCAUCCAAGCGAGAGCUGGAAGGCCGCGGGAACCCGAGUCCCCUUGGCCCUGGUUCCCCGCCUCCUGCCGGGCCUGCGGAAGGCUGGUUCCCGCGGGAGGAGCAGCUGCAGGAGGGCCCCGCGGCCCCCACCCCUGUCCAGGUCAAAGGCCGUGGAACCCAGAACCUGAGGGACAGGCUCUACAACGAGGAGAUCCUGGACCUCUUCGACGCCACCCGGGACCCCGACGCCCGCCACCGCAGGUCCAACAUCAAGAUCCACGAGGACGCCAACGGCGGCAUCUACACCACGGGCGUCACUUCCCGCCUCAUCAGCUCCCAGGAGGAGGUGGGCGUGCCCCGGGGUCAGGGCCGGCUGCGCCCUGGGACCCUCACCUCCCCUUCCUGCACCCCCAGCCAGACCAUCAUGAUCGCCUGUGUGAGCCCCUCGGACCGGGACUUCAUGGAGACGCUCAACACCCUCAAAUACGCCAACCGGGCCCGGAACAUCAAGAACAAGGUGGUGGUGAACCAGGACAAGACCAGCCAGCAGAUCAGCGCACUGCGGGCUGAGAUCGCGAGGCUGCAGAUGGAGCUCAUGGAGUACAAGGCGGGCAAGAGGGUGAUCGGGGAGGACGGCAGCGAGGGCUACAGCGACCUGUUCCGGGAGAACGCCAUGCUGCAGAAGGAGAACGGCGCCCUGCGCCUGCGGGUGAAGGCCAUGCAGGAGGCCAUCGACGCCAUCAACAGCCGCGUCACCCACCUCAUGAGCCAGGAGGCCAACCUGCUGCUGGCCAAGGCCGGUGACGGCAACGAGGCUAUCGGUGCUCUGAUCCAGACCUACAUCCGGGAGAUUGAGGAGCUGCGGCGAGGGCGGCCGGCUCACCCCCACCCCCAACCCCCUCCUGCAGGACAAGAGGUGAACUUCCAGGCGGAUCUGGCCGACCUGACGUGCGAGAUCGAGAUCAAGCAGAAGCUGAUCGACGAGCUGGAGAACAGCCAGCGGCGGCUGCAGACGCUCAAGCACCAGUACGAGGAGAAGCUGAUUCUGCUGCAGAACAAGAUCCGCGACACGCAGCUGGUGACUGUCCAGUCCCCUAACCCCGCCUGCCCUUCUCCCCCCCCGGGCAGCCCGGAGAAGGAGGCCUUCAAAAAGAGGGCGAAACUCCAACAGGAAAACAGCGAGGAACCGAUGAGAAAUGAGGACAACGAGGUGGAGGAGACUGGCCUGCCUUUGGGGCAGAGCCACCUAUUGCUCCUGUCCACCCGGGAGAGGGAGGCGGCCAGUCCGGGGGACUGUGGGCGGGGGGACGAGACGGGCGGCCACGCUCUGCAGAGCAGGAACCCGGUCCUGUCCACCAGGUCCAGCCCCCUAACCCCGCCUGCCCUUCUCCCCCCGGGCAGCCCGGAGAAGGAGGCCUUCAAAAAGAGGGCGAAACUCCAACAGGAAAACAGCGAGGAGACCGAUGAGAAUGAGGACAACGAGGUGGAGGAGGAGGAGGAAGAUCCGGAUGAGAGUGGCUGCGAGGAGGAGGAGGGGCGCGAGGACGAGGACGAGGACUCGGGCAGCGAGGAGAGCCUGGUGGACUCGGACUCGGUGGCCCUGAUGAAGCAGAUGCGGGAGGAGCAGCAGCGGCGGCGGCUGGUGGAGACCAAGAGAAACCGGGAGAUCGCGCACCCCACCCACCGGUGCAGAGAGGGGCGUGGCCUCCCCAAGGCCAGGCGGCCGGUGGAGCCUGACAGCCGCCUCUCUCGGCGGCCCGCAGGCACCAUGGAGUGCUACACGGAGGAGAAGGCCAACAAGAUCAAGGCGGACUACGAGAAGCGGCUGCGGGAGAUGCACCGGGACCUGCAGAAGCUGCAGGCCGCCCAGAAGGAGCACGCGCGGCUGCUCAAGAACCAGUCGCGCUACGAGCGGGAGCUGAAGAAGCUGCAGGCCGAGGUGGCGGAGAUGAAGAAGGCCAAGGUGGGGCCCGGGCGGGGGGGUGCGGGGUGUCACCUCAGGUUUCAGAUCCGAGCUCUGGAGUCCCAGAAGCGACAGCAGGAACUGGUGCUGAGGAGGAAGACCCAGGAGGAGGAGCUGGACUCCACGGACACGUCGGUGGUCAUCAGCUCCUGCUCCCUGGCCGAAGCCCGCCUCCUGCUGGACAACUUCCUCAAGGCGUCCAUCGACAAGAGGAAGAAGUUCCAGAAGAAGGGGGCCGGCCAGAGCUUCAGCAAGGCCGCGCGGCUCAAGUGGCAGUCGCUGGAGCGCAGGGUCAUUGACAUCGUCAUGCAGAGGAUGACCCUCGUCAACCUGGAGGCCGACAUGGAGCGGCUCAUCAAGAAAAGGGAGGAGCUGUUCCUCCUGCAGGAGGCGCUGCGGCGGAAGCGGGAGCGGCUGCAGGCGGAGAGCCCCGAGGAGAAGGGGCUGCAGGAGCUGGCGGAGGAGAUGGAGGCGCUGGCGGCCAACAUCGACUACGUCAACGACAGCAUCUCCGACUGCCAGGCCACCAUCGUGCAGCUGGAGGAGACCAAGGGCUACGCCAGCACCGAUGAGGAGGUGUCGGAGUUCUCCGAGGGCAGCUUCUCCCAGUCGUUCACCAUGAAAGGUUCCAGCAGCCACGACGACUUCAAGUUCAAGGGCGAGCCCAAGCUGUCGGCCCAGAUAAAGGCAGCGUCGGCCGAGUGCCUGGGGCCCCCGCUGGACAGCUCCACCAAGAACAUCACCAAGUCCCUGGCCUCGCUGGUGGAGAUCACGGAGGACGGGGUGGGCUUCUCCGUGCGCGACCCCUACCCCCGCGACAAGGUCUCGCGCACCGUCGACGCUGGAACCACCGGGAACCACCAGCCACGACGUGUGUGUCUGAGGUCGGACGGAGUAAGAAUGGCUCCGGCACUGACAUGCCGCUCUCUGUCCCCGCUUGGCAGGUCCACAGACGUGGGGUUCACGCCCCCCUCGUCCCCGCCCACGCGGCCACGCAACGAUCGCAACGUCUUCUCGCGUCUGACCAGCAAUCAGAGCCAGGGCUCCGCGCUGGACAAGUCUGAUGACAGCGACUCCUCUAUGUCCGAGGUCCUGAGGUACACAGCCGGCCGCGCACCCCUCCCAGCCCUCUCGCUGGCCGAGGGCCACUCCAAGCCUAUCCUCUGCCUGGACGCCACGGACGAGCUGCUCUUCACCGGCUCCAAAGACCGCAGCUGCAAGAUGUGGAACCUGGUCACGGGGCAGGAGAUCGCGGCCCUGAAAGGCCACCCCAACAACGUGGUCUCCAUCAAGUACUGCAGCCACUCGGGGCUGGUCUUCUCCGUGUCCACCUCCUACAUCAAGGUGUGGGACAUCCGGGACUCGGCCAAGUGCAUCCGCACCCUCACGUCCUCGGGUCAGGUGAUCUCGGGGGACGCCUGCGCAGCCACCUCCACGCGCGCCCUCACCAGCGCGCAGGGCGAGCACCAGAUCAACCAGAUCGCGCUCAGCCCCUCGGGCACCAUGCUGUACGCCGCCUCGGGCAACGCUGUCCGCAUCUGGGAGCUCAGCAGCAGCUCCGUCCUGGUCCAGGGGGCGCCCGGGCCACGGGGGCGCUGCUCACUGAGGCCUCUUCUCUUCCCUUCUGGUUCCGAACUUGACCUUGACCCUUCUCUCCCCUUCCCCUCCCGUCUUCUCGCUCCGCCUCUCUCCGCCUCUCUCCCCCGCAGUGACUGCCGGGUAAAGCUGUGGAAUUACGUCCCCGGACUCACCCCCUGCCUUCCGCGCCGGGUGCUGGCCAUAAAGGGCCGAGCCACCACCCUGCCCUGACCCCGCCUCCUCUCUCCUCCUCCCCUCUCUCUCCCCCUCUCUCCACUUCGAUCUGAGCUGCUCCUCCACGGUACGAGUCUGUUUUACUCCUGGCUCCUUCCAGGCCCCG